AUGACGAGAAGCGUGGACGUUCUGGAGCAGAACGAGCAGCAUGGUCCUGGGAUGGAUGGUGUGUCAGGGUUGGACGCUUUGCUGCUGCACGGGGCCGCGGUCGGGGCCCCAACUCGACGACUCCAGAGCCUGAGCUUCCUCUUCACAGAACUUCAGGAACUUCAGCCUGCAAGGGUUCUUCGGGCUCCUUCGAGGGGUGUAAAGGCGUCCUUCGAGUUCGUGGACGGCUUGGGUGUCGGUGAGGAAAGCCCCUUGCCAGCCCUGAACUCCGAUCUGCCGGAGUCUUUGCAGCGCAUCGCCACACUGGCAGCCAAGUGGCUCACACGUUUGGGAGCCAACUCCCCGGACUUGUCCCGCUGGGCGGCGGACGGGGUCGACGACGGCGUCAGGGAUGCAACUCGCGAGGAUGCCACGUCCACGUCCCUUCUUCAAACAGGCCAGGGCCGUGCAGGCCCCAGUGGCCACAGCAUCACCGCCGUGGCCACGCACUUCGGGUUGGAAGGCCGUCAUGCUGCAGAUGCAGGUGAUGCCCACUACGACCCUGCAGCUCACAUGAGGAACGACGGUGAGCACGAGGAUCAUUCAGCACACCGCAGCGAAGAGGACGGUCGCCACGACCCCGGAGCCCACAUGGGGUAUGCUGCUGAACACCACGAGCAUUCAACACAUUCCGGGGAAGAGGGCGAGAGCUACGAUCCUGCCGCCCACAUGCGGUACGAAGAUGAACACAAGGACCGUGCAGACCCUGAGGGCGAACACGACCGCCAGGCAGACGUGGACGAUCACAGCAACCAUCACGACCCUGCCGCAAAUAUGGGGUACGAUGAGGCUGACCACGAGAACCAUGCAGAACACACUGGUGAAGAGGGCAAGCACCACGACCAUCACGACCCCGCCGCGAAUAUGGGGUACGGUGAGGGUGAGCAUGCAGAUCAUACAGAACACACUGGUGAAGAGGGCGAGCACCACGACCAUCACGACCCUGCGGCGAACAUGGGGUACGAUGAGGGUGACCACGAGGACCAUACAGAACAUGCCGGUGAAGAGGGCGAGCACCACGACCAUUAUGACCCCGCCGCAAACAUGGGGUACGAUGAGGGUGACCACGAGGACCAUACAGAGGGCGAGCACCACGACCAUUAUGACCCUGCCGCGAACAUGGGUUACGAUGAGGGGGAGCACGGGGACCAUACAGAACAUACAGGUGAAGAGGGCGAACACCACGGCCAUCACGACCCCGCCGCGAACAUGGGGUAUGACGAGGGUGAGCAUGGGGACAAUGCAGAACACGCCGGAGAAGAGGGCGAGAACUACGACCCUGCGGCACAUCUUGGGAAGGAGGGUGAGCACGAGGGGGCUGGGAAAGAAGGCGAGACCGGAGAACACCAAGAAGGCAAGGAGGGUGAGGAGGGGGAGCACCAUGAAGGAAAAGAGGGCCAGCAUGGAGAGAACAAUGAAGGAAAGGAGGGCGAGCACGAAGGCAAGGAAAGCGAGAAGACUGAGAUGCAGAAGAAAGAUGAAGCAUUGAAGGACGCCAUUGUGGAUCCGGACUCCGGGAACAUUAUCGACGGCAAGUCGGGGGAGGAGAUCGAUCCCACUACGGGACAGAUCGUGGACGACGGCAGCUACAUCGACGACAAGACAGGUUUGGCAAUAAAUCCGGCCAAAGGUGUUGUGAAGACUGGGCAGAGCACAAGACACGAGCGUGGAGAAUUUGUCACGACAUGCCUGGACUCAGGAUCCAGUGUCAGGCAGCUGAGGUUCGUGCACAGGAUCCUGAAGUGUGUGAAGCAGAAUCUCUUCGGUGAUGCCGACUUGGAGAGCCAGGAAGCGACUUUCUUCGCUUCAAGACGUGGCAAGAGGGCCGCGCUCAAGGGGACUAGGCUCAGGCGGAGGUUGCUUGGAGCUGAUGACAGGGCCUCGAGCGCUGCCGUUUGCGGCGUGCGGGGCCGGGGGCAGGCCAUGGCCAAGGCCUUAGAACCUCCGCAGGCAGGAUCCAAAUACAAAAGCCACUUUGCGAAGAAGUCGUUGCCGCACAAUUUCGGCAAGGCGGUGCAACCUGGGCUGGUGCUGCCUGCUGCUCAGACUUCAGAGCGGGCAGCAUGGGCCAAUCUCUGGUCUGGGUUGCAAGAGAGUGCUGGGACCGAUCUUCUCAGGCUUGCGAUCGUGGGAGACCCAGAGAGUAGAGUGAAGUUCACUUAUCAACUUAUGGAAUUUGCUCCGGAGUCCAUUCCUGGUCCAUACAUUUCGACAAGGGACAUGCUGCUCCAAACCGACCCGCAAUCUUGUCGCGACGACAUCGCUGAGCUGCUGGACCACUGCCGGCGUCUGGUGAAGAUGGCGGAAAACACCCGCGAACAGGCGAUGGUCAUUGAACUCCAGGCGAAGGUUCGCGAGCUGCAGCUGGACAGCCGAGAGCUUCGACUUUUGGUGCAGGAGACCCUGUCAGCACCAGGUUCAAAGAAGUCGAGAACAUCCGAGGCUGCCUUACCGCACGCAGUGCGCUUGAAGCGAGGCCAGCGAGGAGACGUUCAUGACCCCGUGCAGGAACAACCGCUCCGUGACCAGCUCCUAGGUAACGGCCCUCGCAGAGUUGGAAGGCCAAAGCCUACAUUGACCUUGGCUGCGGUGCAAUGCUCAUCCUACCUCCUCAGCGCUGAUGGGAAGGGUGCAGUGUGCUGCUGGGAUGUUUCGCCGCCCGGGACGCAGAGUACCGAGCCAGUGCACGUCCUGCAAGCACAUUCGGAGGCCAUCUCCCAGGCAUGGCCAGGACGCAUGUACGCAUUGGGAGCGGCCACUGAUGUCGCCCUGGCUCAGGCGUUGUUGCUGAGAAGCAGCCGCAUCCCUGAGGCUUUGGAGGCACCUGUUGGAAUUGCUUUGGAAAGGGCCCGGGCCUCUGUGUCGGACAUGUCGGAUUCGGCUGGCAAGCUUCCAGACUCUGUCUUUUCGCAUCACGUUGCAAAGAUGUCGGGGGCAGGAGUGGAGGCUGAGGUGGACAGUCCCAAGACCAAAUCAACGCAGGCACCAGCAGCAGAUCGUUUUCGGAGUGGCUCCACGGAGCAUGACUGCCAGCAGCCGUUUGGCUUCCGGUGUCUCCACGGCACCCAGCGAGGCUUCAGGCCCCAGGCCGCUGCAGGCAGUGCCUUCUUUGCGGAAGCCGAAGAAAAGAGGACUUCUCCAGCAGAUGCCCCGGGACCUUCUCUUGUUGCGAAUGAAGAGAAGUGCUUGUCAGAAGCAUGGGCUAUGCGCAGGGUAGGGGCUACAGACAACUCUGACAUGAAGCAACUGCCCGACUUGUGUGGCUCUUCUGAGGAGAUCGGUGUGCUCAGGGAGAAUAUGGAUGAAUGCUCACCAGCCGUAGCACAUCGCGUCACAAUCUGGGAGAAGCUGGAGACUAUGCAGGAUGGACGCCUGGUUGUCUGGUACUUCAAGCCUUUGCCAAGCCCUGCCUUCCUUGAGGGAUGUGCCGGGCUUCCAUGGCCAAUCGCCAUGUCAUCUUUCUUCCCUCAGGGAGCCCAAAGCCGCGCCGACUCCUCGCCUAGGCGAAGGUCAGUUUCUCCAACCAAAUCAGGGAGGCAUAGCGAGAAGAGCCCCCGAGCUUCCAAUGAGUUCGUGCAGACAGCUGUGCGAUUGCGGCCGUUCCUUCCGAAUGAAUUGAGCAAGUUGGGCACCGCACCCGUGAGCUGUGUCGAGAUGAAGCCCAACGGCCAUGUGGUUUUGUCUGAUCCAGAGAAGCCACAACAACCUGGGCGCGAGUUUGAAUGCACCUUCGCCUUCGAUUCCAGUCGUCCCAAGUCGGACAAUUACUCAGAUCAGCGUACCAUCUACAACAGUGUUGGAGCAGAGAUGGUCAUGCACGGAACGACUGGAUUCAACUGCUGCUUGAUUGCCUACGGGCAGACCGGGACCGGGAAAACUCAUACCGUGCAUGGCGAUUGGCAGAGCCACGAACAUCGGGGCCUUCUGCCGCGGAUCUCUGAAGGAUUGUUUCAGCGACUGGAUCAAUGUCGAGCAGAAGGUGCGUCGUGGCGGGUUCGCAUCAGCUAUAUCGAGGUUUAUAACGACCGCUUGCGUGAUCUCUUGGAGCAUGCCGGGCCAAGCCUGUCCCGGACCGAAAACGACAGCCCUAGCCCACGCCGGAUUUCAAAACCGGGAACUGCGGCAGGCCCUCGUCUGGAGAUACGGAAUCAUCCAGCUGUUGGGGUCUACGUCGAAAACCUCCAGGAGCUACCUGUGGAACACCUUCGGGACGUUGCUCGCCUGGUUUCCAAAGGAGAGAAGGCCAAGAAGAUGGAGAGGACGACGAUGAACGACCGAUCCAGUCGUUCACACACCAUCUUCAUGUUCAAGGUUGAAGUCCGAAAUGCCUCCAAUGGAGACCAUAUGUCAACCGUGCAGGUCGUUGAUCUGGCCGGCCGCGAGAAUGAGCAGACAUCAGAAUGCAAGGGCGACCGGUUCCGAGAGCUCAGGCACAUCAACCGGAGUCUCUUCGACCUCGCGAGUUGUAUCCAUGCGCUCUGCGACGGCAACCGCGACCACGUGCCCUUUAGGAACUCCAAACUGACGAUGCUGCUUUCCGACAGCCUGGCAAGCAACAGCCGAACGACUCUUCUGGCGACCUUGACUCCAAGCUCCGCAGGUUUCGAUGAGAACAUCCUCACCUGCCGCUUCCUCGAGUCCACUGUCGUGCCUCUGAAUGGCGAGCCAAUGGCUGCUUGCGACGGCGCUGACGGCGAUGCAUCCAGGCAGGUCGAACGUUUGCUGGGCGGGCCAGAUCCAGUGAUUCUGAAACUGGAUGAGAGAAGCUUCAUGUACUAUAUCCCAAUGAUAACGGGUGACAAAGAUCCCGGCGCAUGGUAUGACGAGCUGACUGCUGCUUUGCAGAACAGCACACUGACGAUGCCGACUCCGCCCAAGGACACCUCGGCAGAGAAUGAGCGCGCCCAGUUUUAUGCAGCGGGUACUUUUGAUCACGCUGUCCCGGAUGCAGGCCUCCAGGCAAUCGACUUCCGGUACAAUCCUCGCUGGUGCUUAGCGGGGCGACCGCUUGAGAACUUACAAUGCAUCCUGAGCUUGCAGCGGAUGGUUGAGGAAGAAGUCGGGAAAGUCUUAGCCAUGGAGCAUGAGUCGCUUGGUGAGACAAAGAAUUCUCCAGACCUGUCGCAGCCUUUCUUCAAUAGUAUACUCGUGAAUUUUUACAAAGAUGGCAGAGCUCAAAUCAAAUGGCAUGCAGAUGAUGAGAAUUGUUAUGGACCUUCGGACAACAUCCUCAUCGGCUCGCUGUCCUUCGGUGCGGCCCGUGUCUUCGAAGUGCGGCGGAAGCCACGGCGGGGCGACACCGACCGCAGCGCGCAGCAGCUGCAACGAAUUCUGCUGCAGCCAGGGUCGCUGCUGGUAAUGGGAGGCGCCAUGCAGGCUAACUGGCAGCAUUCGCUUCCUCCCGACCCAAGCUGCCUCGGAGGCCGUGUCAACCUGACUUUCCGCCGUAUUGUAGGAGGUCGGAGGCGCGGAGAAGGCCGCAUCACCACUCAGCCUGUUGUGAACCACUUCGGUGCGGCGGAGGUGCAGAAGCACUUGCAGGACGAGAUUGCCAACUUGCAGUCCACUCUGGUGGAGGAAGCCGUCAUCGCUUCCCGCCAGACGUUGCUGAAGCAGUUCUCGGAAGUCUGGUCAGAUCAUCACCUGCAGGCUUUGCAGGGAGCACAGGGGGACUCCCGGCUGACGGUCGUGCAUGGUGCAUGCAGGCAGGUCUCCUCCAGCUUGCAGGGGGCGGAGGAGUCCCUGAGUCAGCUCGAAGAACGAAACCACGAAGCCGCCAAGGCGCUGCAAAAGGUGGGUCGAAAGCUGGCCAACGUCGAGAAAGCCAUCCGCAGUGUACAGUCUCGGAACGCGGGCUACAAGGGCUACGUGUCGGGAUCCCCCGACAGCACCGCCACCACGGCUGGGGAGGACCGAGUACCAGGCGAAGCGCUUCGCAUGUCCCUGGGGCUCGCAUUGUCCAAGCGGUCGCCGAGGCAGCCCAAGGUCAGCUUAAUCAGUGAGUGGCGGUCCGAAGCGGCAAUCACCAGUUGUCUUGAGUUACACGACGGAUUGCUCGCUGUGGGCUUCAAAGGCAGUGAUGUGAACCUCAUCGACCCUUGCACGGCCACGGUUUCUUGGGUUCUCUAUGGUCACACUGACCGUGUCACAGCUUUGGCGGAGUGCGCAGAUGGUCGUUUUGUCACCGGAGGAGCAGACGGAGCUAUCCGGCUCUGGGCAAAGCGGACGUGGUCUGCUUCCCUACCAGCACAGGAUGCGCUUCACAGUGCAGCUGAUGCAUUUGCGGAUGGCGCAGAGCCUCCGCAGCUGUCUGCAGAAGCCUGGAGGGGCGCGCUCGGGGAGUCGGUGAAGCCUGGAGUCUGCAGCAUGGCCUUCUAUGCUCACACACAGCAGGCACGACGUGGCGAAAUGGCUGCGCUGUUCUUGCGUGUGUUAGUGCAAAGUGGGAGCAACCUCAUCAAGGCCGAGGCUUUGAAGAGAUCUCAGCUGUACGUAGCUUGCACCGUGCUGGACGUCGCCGAUGCAUCGCAGAAGUGCCAAGAAACUACGGCCCAGACACGAGCGAGCAGGACCGGCACAUGGAACGAGUCGCUGACGCUAUCCUAUCGAAGGAGCUGGAUCGCUGGAAAGCAAGCGUUUAACACUCAGACACUGGCGGUAUCCGGCGAUGUCAGUGUUUUUGUAACUGUCGGAAUGGUGACCUGGGUGCUUUGUGUCUUGCUCUCCGUGCAAUUUGCGACGCAGCCGUACCUCACAAGGAAGUUUACGAGUGACGGCCUCGUAAUCAGCUCUUACGUCGCAGCAGCAGAGCUGCUAAAGCUCGUGGCUUCUUUGUGCUUCCUCGUGGUUGCCGGUAAAUGGCACAGAGCGUUUACGGGCUGGACAUGGCGGAUCGGACUGCGAGAGUCGAUCUGGCCUGCAAUGGCCUAUGCUUUGCAGAACGUUGCUGGGACAGCUGCAAACAAGUCGCUGGAUGCGGUUACAUGCAAUGUUCUCAACCAGACGAAGCUGCUUUGGACUGCUGCUUUUGUGGUUCUCCGCAAGCAACGACAGUUUACCUUCCGUGAAUGGGUCGCCCUCACAAUGAUCCUCCUUGCCUCAGUGCUGACGGCUUGCGAUGGUGAUGGCUUGCGAGCAGAGCCCUACUGGGUACGAUGUCAAGGAGUUGCCUGCGCCUGCUUGGCGGCGAUGUGCUCUGCAUUCGGAGCAGUCCUCACCGAGGAAGCUUUGGUAAAGGGCAGGGAUCCGUUCCUGCUUUCCGCGGAGCUGGCCCUUGGAGGUCUUGGCACGCUCUUCGUCACCUUUCCUUUCACCAUGCUGGAGCAAGGAACUGCGGAAAGGUUUUGUGGCUGGACGUGGGCAACACUGCUCCCACUGUUUACACACGCUGGCGGGGGCAUCCUCGUUGGCAUCGUCACGAAGCAUCUGGGAAGUGUAAACAAAGCGAUCUUGAUGGUCGUCAGCCUGCUGUUGACCGGGACUUUAAAGGUGCUGAUCGACCAUCGUUGGCCAUCUGCUCCCUCGAUGCUGUCUAUUGGACUCGUUGCGGCUGGCCUCGCGCUGUACUGUGAUCUCGGGAACCGCAUCGUGGUCUUUUGUCAGCGUGAGAAGCCAAUGUUUGACGUGCUGCAGCCGCUGCACCUGCAUUGCAGCUGGUAUCGGACCUUGCUGGGCCAUCCCCGCCGCCCGCAGCCGCUUAAAGUGGAGAGCUUCCACUGGGUGCAGGA
Symbiodinium necroappetens is the source of this 7766-nucleotide messenger RNA. Lineage: Eukaryota; Dinophyceae; Suessiales; Symbiodiniaceae. The record is from the annotation of a GenBank genome assembly.